AUGAGACUCCGUCUGCAACCCCGCAGGAGGCCACAAGCACUCAGCAAGUUAUUGACCCAGUGGCUGGAAGACCGUCCCCUUCUCUCUCUCUCACCUAUUCCCCGCUCUUCUCCCCACUACACCACACUCUCUCUACCCUCUGCUCUUCUCUCUUGCUCCACGGCCGAAAGUCCCACGGAUCGCCGCAUGGUCACCUCCAAGAUGAAGCCUCGUGUGCAACCCUGCAGGAUGACACCUGGUAAGUAACUCCCCCCCGCAGGUAAGCGAAAAUUGACUAUUGCCUUUGCUUCUUGUUUGCUCUUGCUUGCCUGCUUUUUUGUCUGCUUGCUUGUGUUUUUCCUUGUUGUAAGCUAAAUGCCGUUCUGUUGGAUAUGUCUGUUCACCGCUUAUAUAUUUCAACAACCAGUUGGCCUAGAGAGGAGCGGAAAACCCUGCUUCCCGUUCCUUUAAUCUUCCCCCCCCCCCCUCCACUCAAAAGUCCUAUACGGAGAGCGACAGCGACCAGGUAGGCGGCCCAGGCCAGCUCGGGUCGUUCUUCCACUAAACAAAAGUCGUGGCCCAUAGCGGAGUGCCUCAGCCGUUUGGGAUAACCGAGCAGCCCUAUUUAGGGACAGCACCACUGCUCACUCCCGCGAGGGGGAAGGGGCUAGAAAAGGUGCCCUAAACAAAUACUGGGGAUCCACGCCCUCUAUGCGCUGACCGUGGCCCGCAGGCGCAAAACGCACGGUCGAAACAAUCAAAUCCAAAACAACGCUCUCUCUUCCCCUUCCUCCUCUCCACCGCCCCACUAGCCAGACUAGCAGGGGGAGUCCGCUCACUCUGGCAGACUGGAAUGCUCGUUCCAUUUAAGACAAUCCGAGCAGCAACCGAUCGCGACGGAGGACGGCGCCAGGGACUGGGGAACUGGCGCGCUACAAGGUGGACAUCGCUGUACUCAGUGAGACCCGCUUCUCUGAAUAAGGCCAACUGGAAGAGGUGGGUGUCGGCUACGCCUUUUUCUGGAGUGGUCGACCCAAGGCAGAGCGACGGGACGCGGGUGUCGCCUUUGUCAUCCGGAAUGACAUCGUGAGACGACUGUCGCAGGGCAUCAACGAUCGUCUGAUGGGCCUCCGAUUGCCCCUGGCCACCAUCGUUAGCGUCUACGCUCCACUGAUGACCAGCCCUGACGAGGCGAGGAACACAUACUAUGGGGACCUACACGCCCUCCUGACAACUGUGCCGAAGGCGGAUAAGCUGACUGUCCUUGGUGACUUCAACGCCAGCGUCGGCACAGACCAUGCGGUCUGGAGAGGAGUGCUCGGCCCCAUAGUCUCGAUGGCUCCUCCUAUGAACCUGCGCAGAACACCGGCUCAUCAUAACCAACGUCUUCUUCUGCCACCCGAUGCGAGAGAAGGCCAUCUGGAUGCAUCCUCCGUCACGUCAUUGGCACCUACUGGACUAUGUCCUCGUCCGGAGGCGAGACCAACGGGACGUGCUAGUGACAAGAGCGAUUCCAGGUGCCGACGUGUGGACCGACCAUCGCCUUGUCAUCUCGAAGAUGCGUAUUCGCCUACAGCCUCGAAGGUGACUUCAAGGUAAGCGAACCCCAGGUAAGCCGAAUAUUGUUUUGUUUUCUUUGCCUGUUCACCAUCCCCAUUUCAGCAACGAACUAGCUCAACGGGUAGACAACCCUCCGGUCGCUGCCGCCAACGAGGAGAACGCCUCCUUUGGGAACCGAUGAUGUCAACUGCGGGACACCGUCCAGUCGACGGCCCUGGCUGUCCUCGGUCACGCAGGACGCCAACAUCAGGGCUGAUUCGAUGACAACGACGCCGCCAUCAGCAACCUGCUCGUCGAGAAGAACCGCCUUCACAAAGCCUACGUCACCCGCCCCACCGACGACGGCAGAGCAGCCUUCUAUCGCAGUCGCCGUCUUGUGCAACAGCGGAUACGGGAGAUUCAGAAUGAUUGGACGGCUCGCAAGGCCAAGGAGAUCCAAGGUCACGCGGAUCGCAACAAAUGGAAGAAUUUCUUCUCCGAGAUCAAGGCUGUAUAUGGUCCGCCAACCAAAGUAACUGCACCUCUUCUCAGCGCUGACCUCAUUGAGAAGACACAACUUUUACAGCGAUGGGCCCAGCACUUCAGAGGCGUCCUCAACCGUCCGUCCAUCAUCUCCGGCGCCGCCGUCGCCCGUCUGCCUCAAGUGGAGACCAACUCCGACCUCGACAUCCAACGCUCUCUCCAGGAAACCAUCAGGACCACGCAGCAGUUCCUCGGUGGAAAGCGCCCGCAUCGGACGAUAUCCCUGCUGAGAUCUGCAAACACGGUGGCCCCAACUCAUGGAUCAUCUGACGGUGCUCUUCCAGAAGAUGUGGUGUCAAGGAGAAGUUUCUCAGGAUUUCAAAGACAUCACAAUCGUGCAUCUCUGUAG
Messenger RNA from Spirometra erinaceieuropaei, 2410 nucleotides. The record is from the annotation of a GenBank genome assembly. NCBI's taxonomy places the organism in Eukaryota, Metazoa, Platyhelminthes, Cestoda, Diphyllobothriidea, Diphyllobothriidae.